This is a messenger RNA of Vollenhovia emeryi, 3646 nucleotides long. RefSeq lists its product as uncharacterized. Lineage: Eukaryota; Metazoa; Arthropoda; Insecta; Hymenoptera; Formicidae. Bases 260 to 1456 code for a protein of 398 amino acids. The transcript has 8 exons. The record is from RefSeq and is a predicted model, not a curated record.
GUCGUGUGAUGAAUCGACACUCAUUCUUCGGUGUACCGUUCGCGAGUGAGGACGUCGUUAUCAUGUCUGAUCUUACACUCACAGCAGCAAGACUGCAGAACUUUUACAAUUAAAUUUUUCCAAUAAGACAUACAAGUGGAAAUUAGUGCUUGAACGUACUCACUUGUGUAAAAUUUACAAGUUUCUCGGGGACGAAGAUUUAAAUUUAAAAAUUAUCCUUUUAAUAAUCAGACAUGAAAAUUAGUAAUCAGGGAUAAAAAUGGAAGAAACAGUGGCACUGAUCAAGUCGUGCGUAAUUUCAAAGAAAGGCGGCGUAUCAGUUGAAGACUUAGACGAUGAGUUUCAAACUCUCGUCGGAGAAUCCAUUCCGUAUCGUAGAUUGGGAUUUUCGAGUAUACGUUCAUUUUUGCGAAUUAUAGACGGUUUGGAAACAAUUCGGGAUGCUUUCGGCACCGAGAUGCUAAAGAUCAAUGAUUCUAAGAUAUCUCAUAUCGACAAACUUAUACAAAGGCAAAAAGUGGAUUAUUCCAAGACAAGAAACAAAUACUAUAAACAAUUUAUGCGAAAUGAUGGCAAUCUUAGAUACAAUAACGACGAGCGUAGAGAAAAGAACAGAUUAUAUUUUAAUGCUAAUCGCGCCAAUAGACGAAACGAAAACUUCGCUUGGCGUCGCAAUCCAAAUUUACUUGGGACCAAUGGCGUUUGUAACAAUUACUUCUUACAUGAAGAAGCAGAAAAUCAUCAUCCGAUAGUGAUAGAAACAAAUGAAAUGAAAAAAUAUGACCACAUAUAUGAACCUGUCGCAAACGGCCAACAAUUGCUUGGCGACGAUUUCUUCCUGCAGCUAGCAAUACGGAAUCUUCAUCUCCCUAUUUGGAGAUUCAAGGAUAGCUUAGCUUUGCACUGUGGAUUAUGUAUUUCCGGACAGACUAUUAGCGACUGUACUCAGAUUUUGAGGAAUGUUAGUGCCAUCUCCAAUCGUGUUGUAAUUCUGCUUGGCUCGGUUGACGUUUAUAACAACGCCACUUGCGACGAGAUGAUAGACGAUAUGACGGAACUCUUGGAAGUCCUCCGGUCUAAAUUUCAUCUCUCAAACACGGCCAUCACUAUCUGUACACUUCCACCUUUGGCCAAUCUCAGCAUGUACGCUUAUAAGAAACAAACCAUGGCCCUGCUUUCCUUCAACAAUUGGAUAAGAUCCCUGGCGGACGAUCCGUCUAAAAGAGAGUCCUCUUUUGUCAACUAUCCUGUAAUAGAUUUGUUUGAAAUGUUCUGCUGUGACGAGACAUACACCACAAACUACGACUGGUUUCAAACCCAAGCUCGUAGAGUGUCUGGCACUAAACGUUCCUACGUGCUAUGGAAUGCCAAUGGACGGAAGCGAGCUAUGAACCUCAUCUGCGAAGACGAAAACACGGAUCACUCCGGGAGUCCCAGGUCAUUGCCGAUGCAAUGAGUUAGCUGGGAACUUCUAUUAUAUGAUAAACAUCGUGUAAGAAAAGAAGCAGAACGGUACACCAGAAAGGCCUUAUUCGCCGUUUUCACGGCGAAGAACGCUUUAUCGAGGAACUUCCAAGGUGUACCCUCCCGCUUCCUUCGUAAAUGUGUGUGUUAUGUGUACGUACCGCAAACAAGUCCAGAUCACGUAUAUAUUUGAGUCUUAUUCUGUCUACGAAGGAAAAAAAAAUUGUGUUCUCCAUCCGGAUAAAUCGCUUCGUUGCGUCUAAUCGAACGGCCGCUUUGCGCGAGAGAUUAAACGAGAGAUUAACUCGACGAGCAAUAACCGGAUAUAUGGUCCCAGCAUAACGUCUCGGUAUGUUUAUGUACUCAAACGGUCGACAGUUACCUGUAGACCUUUGGCAUAUAACCAGAUCCUAUAUCCACGGACGAAAUCACUUUCGUUUUCAAGCCAUUGGCUUUGGAUUUUGCUUACCCAAUUUCAAAACUGAAUUGGAGACAUUUACAUAUAUACUUCCAGCUAAAAGGCAUUGUAAUUUUACCUCACACCGGGGUGCUUAUUAUCGGGACUCUGUAUAGUGCCGUCUUCUACCAAAGAGCGACUCAAGUACAACCAUUGCCAUAGAUUCUUUUUCGUCGUUAUUUAAAAUGGAUAAUUUGCUGAAUCGUCAAAAUUGUUAAAAGUUGGAUGAUAAUUAGAAGCAAGGCGAGGUAAUACAUAUGUCCUUGUAUACAUACGUGGUAUACAAGUGUAGUUUAAAUUGUAUAUUUGCUUUCAAAUGGACGCCAAGUUAACCGUCAAAUUUAAUUUCGUUUGUUUACGUUUCAAGGAAAUGUUGACGCAUACUUAAAAUUUACACCAAGUGUUAAGAUGUCUCCUGUUCGCGAUUUGUGCCGUACCUGCUUCGUGGCAUCGGGAAAGCUUUAAACGACCGUUCCGCAACGAGUGUCCGUGUCCGUUGAAUUAAGUAUGGUGUAUUUUUAUAAUUAAAUGCGGGUAAUUUGAAAAUGACACGCGUACUUUCUCGGAGGAAUGUUAACUCGUCCUAGCGAACGAAAUUCAACAGCAAACUUUAAUCGCAACCCUUGCCACGUGUUUAAGGUUAACUUUUUCUACGAAUAUUACUAGUUAAUUACUAAUCUUACAACUUUCAUAAGUUAAAGUUUAAAUAACCAUCACACAAUAUCGAUGCAAGAAAUUCCUAAAUUUCUUCCAUUGUUUCUAAACGUUAAAUGUAUGGAUUUCAAAAUGUUGCGAUUAUUAUAGAUUUAACAGGAGGUCAGUCAUUUUCAAUGUUAAUAAAUUUACGGUCAUAUUUCAAGAAACAUAAUCAAACGAAAUUUAACGAAUUGCAAAUUAUUCGAUAAAAUAAUUUAUUUUUUUGCAAAGAAAUUAAUCAUGAGAAGGAAUAUUUAUUAGAGGUGCAGGUCACGUAUUUCUUUGUGUUUGUGCAUGUAAAUUAUUUAGUUGUUCGAAACAUUUUUCUUUUAUGUUCUGUAUUUUAUGAUACACUAGCGUUUUAUGUAUUGUAUUUCAUAUAGCAAGCAAGUUUACAAAAUCUAAUAUUAAAUUAAAGAAAUUGAAUGGUAAAUUAAUUUCAUAUAUUAACAAAUGAAAUUAAAUUGUUUAAAUGUGAUUUUGUUAAUAAUUCGUCGAGUUGCGACAAGUUUUGUUAAGUAGGCAAGAUAAUUGAGUUUUUAAAUCAAUUCUUCGAUUAACCCAGCGAGAAAUGACUCGUCGAUCGAGGUCAAAACGAUGUCGAAUCGACGUCAAUUUGCCGGCGUCGAGAUCGAUUCGAAAUCUUUUCGACGUCGAUCGACGGAUCGUUUCUCGCUGGGAAGCUUAAGAAGCGUAGUCUUCACGAUUUAAAAAGUAGUAGAAUUUUAAUUCAAAGUUUACGGAUUAUGAAACAGGAAUAUAGCGUUUUCAAGUUGAUCUUGGAUAACUUUAGGAAUGAAUGCGAGAGGUUUUUUUAGCGAAAAGAAAGCGUACAUUUGUUAAUACAUUGAGACGUGCAAUUAAACAAAUUGUGAUAGCAAUUGCUGAAAGAAUGCAAGUAAUAUAAAUGCGAUAUAUACGUCAAUUCUAUUUAUAAUAUUGAUAAUGUAACUAAUUCUUAAGUAGACACGUGUCAAAAUGUAAUAGGGCGCAUGUAUUGUGAUCAAUAAAUCGCGAAUACAUAUAAUU